Neopelma chrysocephalum (saffron-crested tyrant-manakin) is the source of this 2462-nucleotide messenger RNA. It is a transcript of the gene TPD52L1, whose product is annotated as TPD52 like 1. The transcript is spliced from 7 exons. Lineage: Eukaryota; Metazoa; Chordata; Aves; Passeriformes; Pipridae. The coding region runs from base 26 to 775 and encodes 249 amino acids. Gene Ontology annotation, cellular component: cytoplasm. The record is from RefSeq and is a predicted model, not a curated record. Gene Ontology annotation, biological process: positive regulation of MAP kinase activity; positive regulation of apoptotic signaling pathway.
UGACCUGAGGCAUUACGCGGGGGAGAUGGAGAACAACAAGUGUGCAGCUGAGGAAGCCGGGUGCUGGCCCUUUGGAGCUGAGGGGCUGGCCCAGGACGAGGGGCUUGGCUGCGGGAGCAGGACGCCGGGACGAGGCUUGUCCUCGGGAUGGCACGGGACGAGGGGGGAGGCUGCAGGCCUGUUGGAAACCCAGUCGUUGCAUGAAGCAGAUGAAGAUGUGGUCACUGAUGUUGAUUUCACCAAUAUGAUUUCUGAAGAAGAAAAAGAAGAGUUAAAGAUUGAGCUAGCCAAGCUAGAGGAUGAAAUUUCAACUUUGCGGCAAGUGCUAGCAGCCAAAGAGAAGCACCUGGUUGAAAUUAAACAAAAGCUUGGCAUAAGUCUGAUGAAUGAACUGAAGCAGAACUUUAGCAAAAGCUGGCAUGAUGUGCAGACAACUUCCGCUUACAAGAAAACACAUGAGACCCUGAGCCAUGCAGGACAAAAAGCAACAGCAGCUAUCAGUAAUGUAGGAACAGCGAUCAGCAAGAAGUUUGGAGAUAUGAGCUACUCUAUUCGCCAUUCCAUAAGCAUGCCUGCAAUGAGGAAUUCUCCAACUUUCAAAUCAUUUGAGGAGAAGGUUGAAACCACUGUCACAAGCCUUAAGACCAAGGUUGGUGGGACAAGCCACACAGGAGGCAGUUUUGAAGAAGUUCUCAGCUCUACAGCCCAUGCCAGCGCUCAGAGCUCUCUUGCUGGUACCCGACUUCCUGAGAGUGAAGAAGAGCUUCAGUGUUAAGCUUCAGGCCCUCCUGAGCCCCACAUACUUCUCUUCAGAGACUUGCCCAGACAGUGAUUUGCAACCUUCUCUCACCACACAGCUUGUGCAACAAGGUUUUGUCAGCUUUGGAAAACUGCCUCCCUGGCCUUGUGUUGGAGAAAUGUUUCCUCUCCCUAUUUCUAUUUUAGAUGGGCCAUUUUAGCGCCAGGUACUUUGUACAUCACCAAAACCACACACCAGUCAUUGGCUAUAAUGCACUAAAUUCUGUGUUAAGUGACUAACAUAGUUUUCAUUUUCACAUGACUUCCCUCCAACAGUCUCCCAGUUCCUGUUUCUUAACUCUUUUAGUUUACUCUUUUGUAUGUGUUGGUUUCCGGAUCCCCUCUCAGUGCCACAUCAGACAGAUGGACCUAGAGCUGUGCUAAGCUUUCAACUGCCAGCAGUAGCCCCUACACCAGCUGUCUACCAGCCAUACCAGGUGCCCUUUGUUCAGGAGUUUCAGUACAUGAUCUGUUUCCUAACAGAAUUAAAACCACUUAUUGUCACAAAAAAUUUUUUCUCCUUCACUGGUACAGUCUGGCAUUGCCUUCCACCUGUUAAUCGGCAGAGUUAAGGAGGACAGGAAGAGACGCCCAGUUAUUCAUGCAGAAACUGAACUGAUCACAGCUCUGGAUUCAAGAUGGUCACUGUGGCUGGAAAAGUUUCAGUUUAGAAAUAUGUACUGUUGCUUGCUCUCUAUGGUUUGGUAAGGCUUGACAGUAUAAGUUAAUUACAAAAUCAAGUGGAGCGGAGGAAACCUCUAAUAUUUUUGCCUCCAUAUCUUACCCUCAAAAAUAAGGGAAGGUAUUUAUGAGCUUCAGUCAAGCUACAGCCUUAAGUGAAAGAAUACAAACCCAACAACUGGCUUCAGAUGUGCCAUAGGUUAGAGAGCCCAUGCCUUCAGGCUGCAUUUCAGAGCUGCUAGGAUAGACCCUGUCAUCUCACAAUAUACCGGAUGAGUAAAAACUUCACUCUUGGUGUCAAAUUUUGUCAUGCUUCGCUCUGGGACAUAAUUCCACCAACUGCGUUAUCUCUGCUCAGUCACCAAGAGCCAGGCAUCUAUCAGCUUUGAUUCAGCAUGCUUUCUUGCAUUCUUCUAACAUUUUUUCUAAGGAAAGAGCAGCAUGUUUGUGACACUAUCUGGCUGUCUAGUGAGCACGUGUCAGUAUGCAUGUUGCAUUAUUCAGUUCACCAGAUUGAGGAGAGCACAAUGUUAUCAAUAAACAAGAUGGAAAAGAGCCUGGCUACUUUGAAAAUGGAUGCAUUUUUUGAGCAUAUGCCAAAGCUUCAAAUCAGUGUUAGUGAGUUUGACAUUACAGACUGCUUAAAAUUUUGUGAGAAAACUUGGCUUUAAGUGAUUUUUUUUUUUUCCCCGUCUGGCUUUUGGUAAUUUUUACAAAGUUGAAAGUCCUUUUGUAAUGUUCUACUGGACAUAAGUUAACUUUGGACAUUUAUAUCACAUGCCUCUUUAGUGUGAUUUUUAGCAUGGAAGCAAAUCUAAUUAUGCUUAUCUAGUAUUCUUGUGACAAUUUUCUAGCUUAUUUUAUGUGGUUUUGUGCAUAAAUGUGUAUUUAUUUAAAAUGUAAGCUAUUAAUGGUCUAGUUUGUGUAAAUGAAGUUCUUGAUAUUCUUAUUAAAAAUAAAUUUCUCUCUUACUCUUUUACCCU